Messenger RNA from Antechinus flavipes (yellow-footed antechinus), 8717 nucleotides. RefSeq lists its product as uncharacterized. The transcript has 5 exons. Lineage: Eukaryota; Metazoa; Chordata; Mammalia; Dasyuromorphia; Dasyuridae. Bases 542 to 1906 code for a protein of 454 amino acids. The record is from RefSeq and is a predicted model, not a curated record.
AGGGGACGCCGGGCAGAGUUCAGACCAUGGCGGCAGCGAAGAAACAGGUUCCCCAGGAGCCCCUGAGCUUCGUGCUGCGCGGGCACCGGGCCCCACUCCGGUGAGUGCGAACAGCAAGAGGAGCCGGAGACCGCCCGAGCUGGCAGAAUACUUAGAGCUCACUGAGCCCCCUCCGCCCCACUUCUUCAUUGCCCCGAAGGGGAGAGUGAAACCAGGGUACUCAAAGUCACCCAGAGAAUCAGGGUCUGGAGCACUAGCAACCGAGGGGACCAGGGAAGCCUUCCUGUAAGAGGUGGACCCAGAGCUGAGCCUGCAUUCAUUCGUUCGUUCAUUCAUUCAACGAGCAUUUAUUAAGUGCCUAAGAUGUACAGUCGCUGUGCUAGUUUCUAGACUUUGGAAGACGAAAUUGAAAUAGUCCCUCAAGGGACUUAUGGGGUUUAUGUUCUAUUGGGGAGGAUACAAUUAAACAACAAGUAUUUAUCAUCUACUGUGUGCUAGACACUGUGCUAAGGAUACAAGGAAAGGCAAAACCUUCAUUCAAAUGGGGAGAUACAUAGAGAAAAGAAACGAAUUUCUCCGUUAUACUCAGAAAAGCACCCAUGGCCAACAUCCUAACUCCCAUGAAUCAGUCAAAAGCCAGGCAUCCUUGGGCAAUCUGGAAAACACUUCAUGGAUUCAAGAGGAAGAAAUGGCUGGUUUGUCUCCUCGAAAAGACAGUCCCACGAUUGAGGACCUAGAAGAAAGUUUACAGAAGCUGAAGGUCCACGUGUGCCCACGCUUGGUCCCCAGCUCGAGUCAAGACUCUGACACUGACGAUGGCUCUGGUUCGGAGGCCACUGACCUCUGGAGGUCUACUCAGGCUCAGUGGCCUGAAGUCCACCGUGGCCCAUCUCCCACGAAGGAGGGGGAAGCCCUGGCACAGGCGCCCGUGCCCUUGGCCAGACCGGUGGGAAACGACUUAAGCCUUAGGACCUUAGGCCUUCCGGUGAGAUCCCUGGCUCCCGGCAGGUAUAGAGCAGGCCUCCUGGGAAAUGAGGUGGCCCCCACUAGCUGCCUGCCAUCUGUGACCUUGCUGAUGGAUGGACCCCCUGCACAGGCCUUCCCCCCGAAACUAGGGGCACCCCACGUGAUCGGGGUGAAGUCCCUGCUGCCUCCUAAGAUCCCAGUGCGGUCCUGCUCUCCCGGCAUACCUCGAGGCAGGUCCCUUUCUCUCACCCGCUCCCAUUCUUUCUCCCCUGCUUCCAAGAGGACUCGAUGGGUCCGGUCUCGGUCACAGUCCCCCAGGCCCAUCUGGAGACCCACCUCAGCCAAAGCCAAUGCUUGUGCACAGCCUCCCCCUCAGCUCAUCCGGCCCGGAGGGAGCAGAAAGAAAAUGACUCCUAGCAGACCGUCUCGAUCUCGAACUUGUAAAACGGGGCACUGGGCCACCCGCCGGGCCUGCAUGACCCCUGAACCCAGGGAGGAAGAUGCCCUGGACCACUCCUGGAGCCCUUACUGCCUACCUGUGCCUGGAAUCUCCUCUCCCCUGGCUCAGGAGAUGAACGAAAGGUUCUUCCAGACCCUCACAGAAAGUAAUGUGCAUCAGUCCCUGGGGACCAUGGACCCAAUCCAGAAAACCUUGACACGACUCCGUUUGCAGCGCCUUCGGGCAGAGGAAGAGUGGGUACUAGAACUGAAGAGGCAGCAAGAACUGGAACGGACCCGAGGUCCCAGGUCCAAGUGGUAUGAGAUGAAAAGCUCCCAGUUCCACUAUGAAGCCCACAAACAUAAUGAGUGGCUGAGGAACAGCCAGGACUCACCGUUCCUCUAUAACUACAGACAAGAACUGGCUUCCAGGGCCGAGGAGUUUGAGGAACGCUCCAAGCCUCCCCAUCUGGAUUCCUUUUUAACGCGGCAGGAUCAUUAGUAACGGGAUUGGAAGGCUAAUGAAGCUCCAGGCUGAAGCCUUAGCAUUCUCCGGGGUUCUCUGCUUUUGUGGAAUGGAGAGCAAGUCGGUCACUGUCUUCCAGCGUGAAGACCCCAAAUCCAGAGGGGCCUGCCUUCAAAAGAGGGACAGGACGAGAUGGCGCUGCGUUCUGAAUGGCCAAAGACUGGAAGGUGCCAUCUUGGAAGAGAGAAAUCUGAAGCCCGAAGGAGACACAGACUUCUCUCUCUCGUCCCCAUUGCUAAAACCAAGCAGAGAAGGGCUGGCUUCUUCUGGAGAGCUGUUUAUCCAUUCAUUCUCUUGCUUAAAGGGUUCUUAUUAAAUACCUACCAUCGCCAAGCGAGAUACAAAGUUAAGCUAAGACAACUCUUGUUCUCAAUUCAAUCCAGUCAAACAAGUACCAAGUGGGGUUCUCUACAUGACAUGCAGGAAGCUAAUGUCUUCAAAGGGAUAACAUACACAGAAUAAACCCGAACAUACAAUAUUACGAGAAGAGUGCCCCAGAGAGCUGCCGAGAGCAAUGUGGAUCCAAGGAAGAAGGUUGUUGCCAGCCAGGGCUCGGUGGGGUGGAAGCUAGAGAUUGGGGAAGUCUUCCUGGACAAAGUAGUGAUGGAUUUGAGCUUUGAAGAGUGAAUAAAUAUUCAGCAAGCAAAGAGGGGGGACAAAGCCCGGGACAGGAGCUGCUGGUGUUGGUGUUGGCCACAUGACAAACAUGAUUAAAUAAAACGUUCUGCUUGAUAGUGUUUGAACGUCCCCGGCACUUCCCAGCUCUUUGGGGUUUAUAAAAGUGUAUGUACUGGGUCUAAUUAACUAUCCGGGGAGGAGUCAGAAGCAACUGCCUCAGUACACGAUUUCCUCCUUAACAUUUAAGACACCUGAAUUAUGUUUAUUACUUGAAUGUGUGGUUGGGUCACAAGCUAGACUUUUGAGAUAAGGCCGGGUUUCUAGGUGACAGGUGGGACAAUCAUGUUAGGACCGAUUGGCAGAAUUCCAAAGAAAGUUCCUGUCUGAUUAGACAUAAAAUAUACCAGAUUUUUAUCGAGGAGCGUUCGUGUGAUCAUUACCUGGCAGCUCAAGACAUAGCAUCCCCAAGGGGACAAUGUCAUAGGGUCAGCUUUCCCCCUUAAUGGCAGCAACCAAGACCAAACAGACUCUGGGGGAAAUGAGUCAGAGGUAUUUUGUGGCCAGGAGAUGGCACUGCAGCUCCAAUCUCUGGCCCAGAAUCCUCUUUGAUUGCUGGUUGGGUUGCAAAGGAGAGUUUUUAAUCUUUUUUUUCAAAGGGCUUUCACUUGAGCCGGUUUCAUCCAAACCAGAAGCUUUGGGUCCAUGCCUGAUGUUGGCACAUGGGAAGUUCCAGUCAGCAUAAAUGCUGGAUCCAGAGACACUCAGGUGAAAAUCAUUUGGGGGGAUCCGCCCCAUGGGCUAUAAUUGUCCUAAGUGAAGCUCUCUGCCCUGACUGGGAGUGGGAGAGAAGAGAGGAGAGAGAUAAAUCAAGACCCAGAGAAUGGAGAGUUGGCUUGGGGCCAGAGUAACGGGACUACAAGGCUUUCCUACAUAACAUUAAGUAGCUACUAUGUGCUAAGUACUGCUACAAACAGGCAAAAACCAGUCCCUGCUUGGAGAGGCUUACAGUCUAAUGACAUAGAGACACAUCCACAUCCACAUUCAUGCAUAUAAACAUUUUGAUUUUCACCCAUGCCUCAGGACAUGGUAUAUGUAUGCUAGAACUGCAUUCCAAGACCUUACACGUGUCACCAUCAAGCACCAUUAAAUACAACGCUGAGUCACAGAAGUCUUAAUUUGCACUGGUUUUCUCCAACACCUUACGCCUAGACAAAACAAAAACCCUGACUUAGAACGUUCGCUAGGGAUCGAAUGUUUACGCUGAAAAUCUAAUAAUCAGCAGCACACCCGUUAUAUAAUAUAAAAAAAUAUAAUACAUGAUAAAAAUAUUAAAAAUAUAUAUAACCACAUGUAUAUUAUAAAUUGUGUGUGUCUGUGUGUGGCUAAGUGGUAUAAAAUAGUGUUGAUCUUAAUUUUUUGGUUGGGAAUUUCCUGAUGUCUUCCCAGCCCUAACUCCUAGUAUAGUUUUGCUGUAUAUGUAUUAAAAAAAAAAAAAAAAGUAUUUGCAGAAGGAAGAUAGCCACCCCACCCAUCUUAGUCCAGGGAGCUAGACUUCAUAGGCAAGCCUUCUUGAAAAGGCUUGAAUGACUAACAUAAAUAUUAAGGAUUUCUUGUGUGAAAGGGAAUAAAUAUGGUAUUCCAAGCAAUAGAGUUGCAGGCCUGGAGUCACAAAGAUGAUUCUUCCCAAGUUUAUAACCGGCCUCAAGACACUUAACUGAUUUGCCUCAGUUAACCCCAUUUGCCUCAGUUUCCUCAUCCAUUAAAUGAGCUGGAGAAGGAAAUGACAAACCAGUUUCUUUGCCAAGAAAAUCCCAAAUGAGGUCACCACAUAUAUAUGUGUGUGUGUCAUACACAUAUAUAGACAUAUACAUCUCUUCCUUAGCCACGUAGGCUGUUCUCAGACUGGCUCACCUAACUCAUAGAAUCAGAGAUUUCAAGCUAGAAAGGAUUCCAGGGAUCAAGUGAGAUUUUAUGUAAAAUGAUGCUUUGGAAGCCUUUUGUAAAUCUCAAAACACCCUAUAAACAUGAGCCCUCCAGCCCAUCCCUCCUGCUUUGUGAAGAGCUGAGUGCAGAGGGGUUUACUGUCCCAGAGGUGGUUGCAAGAGCUCUGGGUCCCAUGUGAAGGGCUGGGCUGGACUCAUUUAUAGGCCCCCUCCCAGUUCACUGCGACCCCUGACCCUGAAGGCUCUGCAGAAGGCCGAUCCCUGCUGAUUCCCCCUUGGGGUCAUGCUUUCUGUGCCCGUGACCGGCUCUUUAAAGAGAUGGAAGCUGGAUCUGGGCAGCUCUGCUUUGCUUCUCUCUGAGACAGGCGGGGCUCCCUUGGUGGGGGGGCUCGCCUAUUAGGCUACUCAGCAAAUUCUGCAGAUGUUCCCUCUGGAGGAGUUGUCAUCCUUGCCUCGUGCUUUAGAUUUUGCUAAGUAAUUUCCUCCAUCUUCCCAUUUUCGCUGUGAAUGCUCAACGCCCAUCAUUAUGUGGCGAAGAAAGUUAGCAUGACCAGGAUUUGCACCUUCUCCCUAGUGAACACCCAGCUUGCUUGGAACACCAUAUUUAUUCCCUUUCACACAAGAAAUCCUUAAUAGUUGUGGAAGUCCUUCAAGCCUUUUCAAGUCAGUGCCCGUGAAGUCUGUCUCCCUCAUCUAAAAUGGGCCCGGUGGCUACCUUCCUUCUGCAAAUGCUUUUUUUUUUUUCCCCAUAUACAGCCAGGCUAUAUUAGGAGUUAGGGCUGGAAAAAGACCAGGAAAUUCCAAACAAUAGAAUAAAUUAAGAUCAAGCUAAAGAAUGCAUAGUUGGAAGCGAUGACAUGAUAGCUAUCUUCGGAGAUUUGAAAGGUUGUAAUGUGAUAGCAUUGGUCUUGUUUUUCUUGAUCCUGGGAGCAAAAUUAGGAACAAAGAAUGGAUGGAUAAAAAAAGCAUUUAAUAAGCAAACAAUAUAUGUCAGGCACUGUGCCAGAUGUGAGGAUCCAAACACAAAAAGCAAGACAGCACCUGUCCUUUAAGAAGCUUUCCUUCUAAAAGAGGAAAAGCUAUAUAAAUACAAGGGAGGGAUGUGAGGGGAGGUUAUAGGACUUUUGAGUGGGGACCCUAAGAGAGGGGCUUGACACGCUCCUUUCCAGGGCAAUGGCAAAAUGGAUUAGAUUGUGGUUCCAGGAUUGUGGUGGCAGGGAGACGUAAGGGCCAGAUGAGUGUGGAACGAAUCAGAUUUUAGGUUGCAAGUAAGGAAAAUCUUUCUGCCCAAGAGAAUGGUCCAAAGGUAUUUGGGGCUGCCUUGGAGAAAGCAGACUUCCUGUUAACGUAGCCCACUAGGUAAGGCCGGAUAGGUUACUAAUUGGCAAUGCUGCUGUUGGCACAAAUACUUGUGCUAGUUGUGAGGUCAUUGAUAAAAUUGCUUUCUAACAAUAUGCUUUUAAUUUAGACACUCCUAUGGAGAUCAUGACAACAUCAAGAUUAUACAACAAUCAAUUCUGAUGAACAUGAUUCUUUCCAACAAUGAGAUGAUCGAUGCCAGUCCCAAUGACCUUGUGAUGAAGAGAGUCAUCUGCCCCCAAAGAGAGGACUGUGGGAACUGAGGGUGGAUCACAACAUAGCAUCCUCACUCUUUUUGUUGUUCGCUUGCAUUUUGUUUUCUUACUUUCUUUUUUAAAAUUUCUCUUGUGCAGCAAGAGAAUUGUAUAAAUGUUUACACAUAUUGGAUUUAACAUAUAUUUUAACAUGUUUAACAUAUAUUGAAUUGCUUGCCAUCUAGGGGAGGGGGUGGGGGAAUCUGAAACACAAGGCUAUGGAAGGAUCAGUGUUGUCAAAUUAUUGGUACAUAUGUUUUGAAAAUAAAAAACUUUAGAAAAAAAUAAAAUAAAAUAGGAAAAAAAAAGACACUCCUAUGUAAAUUAUUUGGACAGGAGCGUUUGCCUUAUGCAUUAAAGUAGUUUUUUCAUCAGUCCCCCUAUACCUCCCCCCUCCCCAGUCAAACUAUUAAACAACCACCAUUGCUUCUGGAAAGGGCAGAGCAAUCCCUCCCUCUAGUCCCUUUCACCAUCUCUGAGGCAGGCUAUAACUCCCACCCGCCCCUCUCCCCUAUAUGUGUGGUCUACCUAGAAUGUAAGCUCCUUGAAUAGGGACUGUCUCUCUUUUUGUAUUUGCAUCCCAACACUUGGCACAAAAUAGGUGCUUUAAUAAAUGCUUUUUAUUCCCUUGUUAGAUGCCGUAAUCUUGAGCUCCAGGAGUGCUGGGACCAUGGCUUAUAAUUCAUAGAUUCUGGAAAUGGAGGGGGCUUCCAAAGCCAUCAAUCCAACCUCUCCAUUCUAUAGAUAAGGAAACUGGGAUGGAAAGAGGUUAAAUGAUUAAGUAAGUGUCUGAGGCAGGAUUUGCUGGGCUCAAAAGUUAAGAACUCCAACCACUACAUAAAUAUGCAUUAAACUUUACAGAUCUCUUUCUUCACCACCACCCUGAGAUCAGGUUUUUUUUCAAGUCAUCAUAUAUUAAUUGCCUGCUAUGUGCCAGGCACUGUGCUAAGUAUUGGGGAUACAAAAAAAGGGAAACUCUGAGAUACUACUACACACCUCUCAGAUUGGCUAAGAUGACAGGAAAAGAUAAUGAUGAAUAUUGGAGGAGAUGUGGGAAAACUGGGACAGAUACAUUGUUGGUGGAGUUGUGAAUGGAUCUAACCAUUCUGGAGAGUAAUUUGGAACUAUGCUCAAAGAGUUAUCAAGCUGUGCAUACCCUUUGAUCCAGCAGUGUUUCUACUGGAUCUAUAUCCCAAAGAGAUUUUAAAGGAGGGAAAGGGACCUACAUGUGCAGAAGUAUUUGUGGCAGCCCUCUUUGUAGUGGCCAGAAACUGAAAACUGAAUGGAUGCCCCAUUAGUUGGAUAAGUUAUGGUAUAUUAAUGUUAUAGAAUAUUAUUGCUCUGUAAGAAAUGACCAGCAGGAUGAUUUCAGAAAGGCUUGGAGAUACUUACAUGAACUGAUGGUAAAUGAAAUGAGCUGAACCAGAAGAUCAUUGUACACGGCAACAAGAUUAUGAGAUGAUCAAUUCUGAUGGACGUGGCUCUUUCCAACAAUGAGAUGAAUGAGGCCAAUUUCAAUGAUCUCGUGAUAAAGAGAGCUAUCUGCACUCAGAUAAAAGACUGCGGGAACUGAAUGUGCAUCAUAAUACUCUCACUCUAUUUGAUGUUGCUUGCAUUUUGUUUUCUUACUCAUUUUCUUUCCUUUUUGAUCUGAUUUUUCUUAUGCAGCAAGAUAAUUGUAUAAAUGUUUAUCUAUAUUGGAUUUAACAUAUUUUAACAUGUAUAACAUAUUGGAUUGCUUUUAGGGGAAGGGGUAGGGAGGAGAACAUUUGGAACACAAGGCUAUGCAAGGGUCAAUGUUGAAAAAUUAUGUCCAUGUUUUUUGAAAAUAAAAAGCUUUAAUUUAAAAAAGGUGGGGGGGAAGUCAUCCCCAUUUUCUUGAGAAGAAAACUAGCUGAUAUUAAGCUAGAGGUCACCAGGUUAUUAAGCGUCAGAAGUCAGGCCUUCCUUUGGACUCCAAGCCCAGUGGUCCCACUCCACCAGGGCUGUUUCGUCCAACCUUUGAGGGCCCAAAGGAAGGCAACUAGAAAGCAGAGGGAUGACGCUAAUUCUGUUAAAUCCCUGCGUGUAGGGCCAGGAACAAUGGGUAGAAGUGAUGGAAAGGCAUAUUUGAGCUGAGUGUUCACUUUUAGAGGUAGACAGGAAAGCAAGGGUUGUCCCUCCCUCCAGGUCCUUCAGCAGAGUCUGGAGGACCAUUUGCUGCAGAUGAUAUCAAAGGGAUUCUGAAUUGGACUCAAAAGCUCCUUCCAAGCUCUGACCUUCUAUGGAGCACCCAGCAGUGUUUGACACAAAGCCGUCUUUAAUAAAUGUUGAAUAGGGUUUGGCCAGUUUCAUGAAAAUGAACAGAGGAAGGAAAAAUUUUGCAUUUAAAACUGGCAGGGAUAUUUUUCAGAUGAGGAAGCAGAUUCUAAAAGAGGAAUUGACCUGCCCAGGAUUACACAGGGAAUAGUAAGCGGCAGAGCCAAGAUUUGGACGGUUUCUCUUUCUAGCACACCAUGUUAACCUUGCUUGACAAGACUGAGGACAAAAGGGUCCCCUCUCUACUCCCUCCUCUCCGCCACACACACAUCAGGCCUGGAAAUCGGGCUGCUCCAGAAAACAGAUCUGUUGUUU